AUGACUGCCGAGGCAUUGGCGGCACGCGUCAAUCCGACCAGCUGUUUGCCUCGCAUCAAAGAUGAACCUUCGUCAACCGCGGUGUUUGGCGCUCUUGCCCAUCUCUCUCGACUCUACUCUCCGCAAUCGCUCAACAAGGACGAAAAGGCGCUCAGUGCGUCUAUAGGUUUACCAGACGAAAUUGGUGCGGACCAUGCACCUUCGAAACAUCAGGAUGCGGUCGACUCGGCCAGGGCGGACGACAACGAGAAACGAUACGCCAUGAGUUGGCUCACCCGGAUCAUCGGAAGCGGUCUCUACUGGUUGGACGAUGAAGGACCCAUCACCAACGCUGAAGCUCUUCUAGAUCUCGCUGGCCGCAUUUUGGGUGGGUGUGCCAGUCUCGAGGAAGCCGGGGCCAUCUCGCGCGAGUUCCGCUUUCCCCUUCCGGAACCUGUACUCAUCCCGCAAGAAGACGCAAAGCUCUUUCCGCCCUCCUUGCCCACCGAGACCAUAGAGAUCGUUCUUCGCGAUGACCCACUACCGCCUUCGUACACGCAGUCGGAAGCCAACUCGCAGAAUGGAACAGGUUCGAGCCAGGAUGCUGCUGCCGCGGUCGGUGUGCAGACGUGGGGUGCCUCGAUCGUCGUCAGCGACGUACUAGCCCGACACCCUGCACUUUUUCAUCCUGGGCUUGCUCAAGCUCUAAACAAGCGGCUCAGGAUUGCCGAGCUUGGAGCUGGUACCGGUCUGCUGGGCAUGACAGCGGCAAAACUGCUUGAACAAAAGGAGAUUCCCGCGAACGUUGUGCUGACCGAUUACCACACGCAGGUGCUUCGGAAUCUCAAACACAAUGUCGACGAGAACUUCGCGACUUCAACUUCCGGCAGUGAGGCUGCAGAUGUAGUCUCGGUAACCGUCGAGCAUCUCGACUGGCUUGAGAUCCACCACCAGAUGCUGCACGGUGCUGUCGAUAAAGACCAGCCCAAAUACGAUCUGAUACUGCUGGCCGAUGUCAUCUAUGCUCCCGAGCACGCCUUGUGGAUUCGAUCGUCGAUCGAAGCAUUGCUGCGAAAGCCGAGUAUGGAUCAAUCGCCAGAGGCAGCUCCACGUGCGCACGUCGUCAUGGCCGUUCGGGGCACGGGCAAGUUCGAAGGACUUUCUAGAACAGUCGAAGAUGCGUUCGGACCGGCCGCACAGCCAACAACGCUGCCAUCGCUCAGCGCGUCUCGAACUGCAACCCCGCUCGACACGAUGCCAGGAACGCCAGUUUUGACGUUCGAGCCGUCGAGCGCCGUUGAUCACAAGGGCAACGCCAAGCAUAGCGAUCUACUCCGCUCGCGAAUCGAUGCCAUUUCGCUUAGCGCGGAACGUGGCAGACAUCUCACAAUUCUCAAGCGACGCAGGCUGGACAAGCGAUCCAACGUGGGUCGAAAUGACGAGCAAGAGUAUCUUUGGUUUGAGGUCGGCUGGUCGUCUUGA
This is a messenger RNA of Sporisorium graminicola, 1461 nucleotides long. RefSeq lists its product as uncharacterized. The record is from RefSeq and is a predicted model, not a curated record. The transcript has a single exon. The coding region runs from base 1 to 1461 and encodes 486 amino acids. NCBI's taxonomy places the organism in Eukaryota, Fungi, Basidiomycota, Ustilaginomycetes, Ustilaginales, Ustilaginaceae.